AUGACCUCGACGGCAAACUCAUAUGAUGCGCCCAGUGCGUUGGGGAAUGGCAUAUUCGUGAUAAACAGGGCGAGGAUAUACAUCGUUGUAUCGCUGAUAUUUACUUGGACCCUCGCACAUCUCAUUCCGCGAUACAAAGAAACCGUGACGGGUUAUGCCAAAGAUAAAGUGAAUGAUGCUAUAGAGCAUCUUCCUGCGGUCAAAGUCGAUUGGCAUCCAGCAUACGAUCCGAAGACACAGUUCAAUGCCUCGAAAGUCGCCCUUCUUAUCGAAGGUCGCCCUAUUCCUCACCUCGUUCCUCAGAUCCUACAUAUGAUAUCCGUAGUCCCUACAGAUUGGCGAUUCGUCUUCAUCGGAACCAACAAAAGCGUCAUCAGCGUCUCCAGGAGUUUUGCGACGCAAUUCCAGGAAGCAAACGGGAAGCUAGAUAUGAUUGUCCUGCCGAAACCCUGGAAGCUCGAAAGCAAGGAGGAUGUUUACAGACUCAUGACGGAUAUGCGUUUCUACGACGAAUUCCUUCCUGGUGUAGAGUGGAUGCUCAAGUACGAAUCUGACAGUAUCAUGUGUGGAAGAUCAAGUGAUUCAUUGGAGGAUUGGCUCGAGUUUGACUGGGCUGGCGCCCCAAGACAUGCCAAUGACAGAUUUGCCGGGAAUGGAGGGCUAUCACUUCGUCGUGUUUCCGCGGUCAAGAGAGUUCUUAAAUUUCAAAAGCGACAUAACGAUACCGAGCCGGAGGACGAGUGGUUCGGAAAACGCUUGACUGUUAUGCCAGGUGCGAAAGUAGCAACAGGUGCACAAGAAGAUCAUUUUGCCGUCGAAGACGUAUAUCACGAGAAACCGAUGGGCUACCAUGCUCGAGAUGGAAGCGAUCAUCUAUCUGACGAUGUGUGGAAAGAUCCUAUCAAGCGGAAAAAGAACUUUGAUUAUUGCCCGGAACUGGCAAUUAUUAUGCCGAUGAAAUUGGAGCGUGAGAGAUGCGAGGGAGACAAUAAAAAAGGAGACAUCAUCGCAAGUGGCAGCACAGCCAAGGCAACACCAAAGUGA
Molecule: messenger RNA, 1044 nt
Organism: Glarea lozoyensis ATCC 20868
Lineage: Eukaryota; Fungi; Ascomycota; Leotiomycetes; Helotiales; Helotiaceae
Exons: 3
Coding region: 1-1044 (347 amino acids)
Source: RefSeq, a predicted model, not a curated record